GACAUUAGUAGUCAUUGUACUAAAAACUGGAACGUAAACAAUCUAUUUACGCUGAAGGCGAAGCUGGGUCUUAUUCAAUGCAGUUUUCCUUGAAGCUCAAGUUCUGAAUUCAGAGAUAUUGAACCAAAACCAAAAGAAAGCGGACACGAAAAUGAAUCAUCUUUCCUCUGUGAAGCAUGUCAUCAUUGUAUUGUCUGGAAAGGGAGGUGUCGGAAAAAGUACAAUGGCAGUGCAAAUUACACUCGGACUUCACGCUGCUGGGAAAAAAGUUGGUCUUUUAGACGUUGAUCUGUGUGGGCCAAGUAUUCCAAAAAUGUUUAACCUUGAAGGUCGUGACAUCCAUCAGUGUUCUGAAGGAUGGUUGCCAGUCUAUGUGGACAAAGAGCAAAGACUUGGAGUGAUGUCUAUUGGGUUUCUGCUGCAAGAUUUAGAUGAUGCUGUGGUCUGGAGAGGUCCCAAGAAAAAUGCAAUGAUCAAACAGUUUUUGGGUGAUGUGUACUGGCAAGAUUUGGAUUACUUGAUUAUUGACACUCCACCUGGUACAUCUGAUGAGCAUAUUUCAGUGAUGGAAGCAUUGAGAGCAUAUAAUCCAGAUGGGGCUGUCCUAGUGACCACACCUCAGGCUGUGGCUGUAGGGGAUGUGCGCAGAGAGCUGACUUUCUGUCGUAAGACUGGCAUUCCUGUAGUUGGAAUCAUUGAAAAUAUGAGCGGUUAUGUGUGUCCCCAUUGUUCAGAAUGUACUAACAUAUUUUCAAAAGGAGGUGGCAAGGCAUUAGCUCAACAAAACAAUGUUCCGUUCCUUGGAAGCAUACCAAUAGACAGGCAUUUAACACUCAGUUUAGACAAGGGAGAAAACUUUUUGGAAUCUAAUCCAGGAUCACCUGCUCUUGCUGCUAUCAACAAUUUGGUGAAAAGGUUUAUAGCGCUGGACAAGGAUUUGCCCUAACACUCAGACUCGAAUGUAAUUGUUUCCAUCUCUUGUUUCAUCACUAGACUGUCAGCUCAUUGUUCAACAUCAUCCUGGUAUUUUGUACAAUUCUUUUUUGUUGGUCUUAUCCAUCUGAAGUUUCUGACAAAAAUUCAUUUUAGCAGUAUGUAAAGUAACGUUCUGUUGGAUUAAAGAUUUAAAUUAGCAUAGCACUCACAUUGUGAUGACUAGACCUUGUGGAUUCUCUCACAUGAGCAUAUUUUGAAUCCAUAGGAAUAGAGCAUAAAAGCACUAUUUUGAAAUUGGUACAUGUCUCAAUUAAAUGAUUUAUUUGAAAUGUAAUCAUAGAUUCAUCAACCCUAACUAACAAGGGAAAUCAGUUUAGAUAUUUUUUUAUUACCCUAGUUAUUAGUAUCAUUAUAAUAUGGUCACAGGUAACUGAAUGCAAGUAAGUUAGAGAGCCACUAUGUGAAAGUAUUAUUUUACACUGUGUUGCAGGAUUGAUACUUUACCAAUACAUUUGGUAAUUGUGUAAGGAGAGAUUUCAAUUCAAACUAUUCUUGUCUAGCAUUUGAGUUUUCAGCAGAGCUCUGUGUUGUUGUUAUAGAUUUGUAUUUUGUCCACAUUUUGUUUUAAGUAACUAAUUAAAGGGCUCAUACUUAAGUGUUUUUUGCUCUGAUUUAUUUUACUGCAUUGAGUCUUAUAUAAUACAGACAUUACUUCAAAAAAGAAGAUGAUUACGUCCUACGAGUCAUCUGUUUUAUCUCAAAUUUUGAUAUCUUACGAAAUUACUUUUUUCAAUAUUUCAUUUUACUCUUCUUUUAUGUACAUCCUUGAAUGUGUUUUGUUAAAAUUAUAUGUAAAAUGAAUCAUCGUAAACACUUUUAAGAACGUUUUGAAUUAGCCAGACAUCCUUGUAGCUACUGAAAGAUUGAAGCAGACAGAAAUUAUUUCUAAGUCCCCAACCCACAAUUUUUAAACAAAUAUUGUUUAUAUGUACACAAAAUAAAAAAUAUAACAUAAAUAUAUAUGUCACAUAUAGUCGUCUGUUGAAGUUUUCUAAUUUAAUCAACAUUGAGUUGUUUAAGGCAACCUGACCAGUCUUAAAAUAUAACAGGAAAUGUAUUAAUUUUGAUAUUAAUUUUAAACCGGAUUUUAGUUUGUAGUACCUACUAAACAAAUUUAGUUUUAACUGUUGGAAACAGUAACUAUCUUAUAGAUAUCUCUACUGUACAGUGCUUAUGCUGCAUGUACAAAAGGUGUUUCUUAUAUCUGUAUUUGAUGUGUAACUGAAAGUGUUACAAAUGAGAUGACAGCAUUGACUUAAGAUUAAUCUGCCUGCAGUUAUUAAAUGAUAAAUAGCUGGUUCUUGAUUGCCUAAGAAAGAUUUUUAGAAAUUAUUUAAUUUUAAAUAAUCUUUUUUUGCUUUGUUUUUUUAACACUAUAUGAAAGAUUAACAUUUAAUAAUUUAUAACUAAAUGUUCUCUUGAAAGGAGAACACAGUAGAAGAAGAUAACUUAAUGUUGAAAAUGAAAUUCAUGUCACAGUUCCAUUCCUUUAUUUUGAUGUAAACCUUGCUGAUGUCAUUAUAAUCUGAUACAAUCAUAUUGUAUGUUAUGUUAUAAAUAACAAAUAUUUCCAUACAUACCAUAAUGUUAUAAAUGAAAGUUCCAAUAAAUGAUUUGAAUUCAACCGAA
Messenger RNA from Biomphalaria glabrata, 2625 nucleotides. RefSeq names its product cytosolic Fe-S cluster assembly factor NUBP2 homolog. Gene Ontology annotation, cellular component: cytosol. The coding region runs from base 152 to 946 and encodes 264 amino acids. The transcript is spliced from 8 exons. Gene Ontology annotation, biological process: iron-sulfur cluster assembly. Gene Ontology annotation, molecular function: ATP binding; 4 iron, 4 sulfur cluster binding; ATP-dependent FeS chaperone activity. The record is from RefSeq and is a predicted model, not a curated record. Lineage: Eukaryota; Metazoa; Mollusca; Gastropoda; Planorbidae.